AAAAUAAGAGUGGGGAUCAACAGAGAGAGAGAGAGAGAGAGAGAGAGAGAGAGAGAGAGAGAGAGGAGGAGGAGGAGGAGGAGGAGGAGGAGGAGGAGGGGUAGGGGAAAAGGUGAGAUCUCGGGAUUUCUUGGGCUGCUAAUCGGUAGAUCCGGGCGCUUGAGAACAGACGGCCACAUCCGCCCCGCCAGUCCCCGAAGAUGAACGUCUUCCGGUUAGCGGGCGACAUGACGCAUCUGAUGAGCGUCAUCGUCCUUCUCCUCAAGAUCCACACCAUUAAAUCCUGUGCCGGUAUUUCAUUGAAGACCCAAGAGCUUUAUGCUCUUGUUUUUGUUGCUCGUUAUUUGGAUCUUUUUACAGAUUUUAUCUCACUCUAUAAUACAAUCAUGAAGCUAAUUUUCUUGGUGAGCUCGUUCUCAAUUGUCUGGUAUAUGAGGCAACACAAGAUUGUCCGUAGAUCAUAUGAUAAGAAUCAAGACACCUUUCGCCAUCAUUUUCUAAUAUUACCGUGCCUGCUUUUGGCCUUAUUCAUAAAUGAGAAAAUCACUUUUAAGGAGGUAAUGUGGACAUUCUCCUUGUUUUUGGAGGCAGUUGCAAUACUUCCUCAGUUGGUUUUACUGCAGAGGACAAGGAAUAUUGACAACUUGACCGGGCAAUACGUUUUUCUCCUAGGUGCAUACAGAGCCUUGUAUAUCCUCAACUGGAUUUAUCGUUACUUCACUGAGCCACACUAUGUUCAUUGGAUAACUUGGAUAUGUGGACUAGUGCAGACAUUGCUCUAUGCUGAUUUCUUUUAUUAUUACUUCAAUAGCUGGAAGAACAAUGUCAAGCUUCAAUUACCUGCUUAACUGCAUCUCAGACUUCAGAUCAGCUGUGGUAGAUCAGGGCAGCAUGUAGAACCUGAAUUCUUGUUGAUUCAUAUAGCAUAGCAAUUUCUUUGUUUUACUUGGGUGCAUUAAUGUGCCUCUUGAUGGGUUAUCAGGUUGGGAUUCUUUUUAGUCCAGGAGAGAUGUCUACAAUCGUGGAUCAUCAUUCUGGGCAAAAAGCAUUUCUCUGUUGGCUGUAUUACUUUUUUGUGUAACCAUCAGAAAUCUCUAUAGCAAGCUCUCAUCUGUAAACUACAUGGUCGUGUAAUUUUCCAAAUUAUAAUACAACAUGUAAGUUUCGCAGUUAUGAUUUAUUUUAUGCAAGGAUCUGUUGGCUUUUUUCAG
Molecule: messenger RNA, 1211 nt
Organism: Phoenix dactylifera (date palm)
Lineage: Eukaryota; Viridiplantae; Streptophyta; Magnoliopsida; Arecales; Arecaceae
Product: ER lumen protein-retaining receptor-like
Biological process (GO): protein retention in ER lumen
Cellular component (GO): membrane
Molecular function (GO): ER lumen protein retrieval receptor activity
Source: RefSeq, a predicted model, not a curated record